AUGAACGUUGAGUCUCUUGUGGAGACUCUCGUGGAUGAAUAUGUAUCGCCCGAGAAGGUGAUGUUUCGCUAUGAUCGGGAAAAGAAAGUGGAGCUAAUGUACGAGCGGAAAAAGGAUAAAGAAGUGAAAAAAAUAAGGGCGAAUAUUGUAAAGCAAUUAAUCCAUCUGAUGGAGAUAAAUCAGACACAAGAGAAAAACACAAAUGGUACUCUGAUACAAAUAAUAGGUGCCUUGAAAAGGUUCCUAUUCUGCAAUGAAAAUAUGAAGAGAGGAUCCGCAGUGAAUUUAAUUGCUCAGCUGUUUGAGGAGAUCAGUAUGGUCGACUUAGAUACAGAGUACUUCGAAUGUUUGAUCCUUUUUUAUAUUAAGCUAAUUGAAGACUGGCACUGCAUCAAUGGGGUUACUACAUUUCUGUUAAUCAUGUUUGAGCGAUACAGGGACCUGUUGAGGGGGAUGAAGUUUUCUUGCGAUAUGAAGAGAACGUAUAAGGUUUUAUUCGCAUCGAGGCGUGGGAAAGAAAAGAAGGAUCUUGGGGGGGUGGACGUGUCUGGCCAAGUCGAUCAAGGUGAUCGUCCAAAUGGGGUUGCUGAUCCUGGGGGUGGUGAGGACGAUUGGGGCCAGUACAAAGGAUAUUCCACUUUUAAGGAAAACAGGGGAGUCUACUAUUCAGAUGCAUCUGUAGAAGAUGAUGACGAUGAGGAUGGUUAUGAAGAACGCGGUGGGUUUCAACGUGAAGACGAUAACGAAGGUGACGAUGAUGACGAUGAAUCGGAGGAAGAAGUGGAGAAAGAAAAAAACGCCUGCGUUGUGUACAAGAUAAUGAAGAGCCUGUUUAAGCACAUCCACGCACCGAGCUUCCUGCAAAACAUAAGGCUGAAUUGUUACCGCAUCAUUUUGAUAUCUUUGCAGGAGUUUCGAGCCGAGAUGGUAGCCAUUCCAAAUUUCAUCGACAAGAUCCAGGUUCAGCUAGAGAAUGAGUCGGACCCCAGGAACAUUUUGGUGCUCUUUGACAUUAUACACGUUCUGUGUAGUGCAUACAUAACGCAUCAAGAAGGGGGGCAAGUUCAAUUGGGCGGUACGGAAGAAGGGGAGAACUGUGGCAUCGCGAGCGGCGAAGGGGAGGAAGUAGCUAAGGAGGGGGAAUGGAAGGAAGGUACCCACGAAAGAAGCCCAGGAGUUGCGCCCACCGACGAAAGAAAUCCAGGAGCUCUGUUCACCCAUGAAAGUAAUCCAGGAGCUCUGUUCACCCGGGACAGAGAAACAUACUACCUCAAAUCCGUGAUCGACAUUGCCUUCUAUUAUUUUCCCAUAGAAUUUGUAAACAACGAAGCAAGAUACGACAGUAUCACAGAGGAGGACCUACAGAAAGCGUUUUACAAAUGUUUGAAAUCAAAUAAACGGUUAGGGAAUCACGUAAUAAUGAGCAUCUUAGAUGAAUUAUACAACACAGAAGAUGAUGAAAUAAAUGAAAAAAAUUUACAAAAUAUUAAAGACACCCUUGAAGUAUGUGCACCAUUUUAUGGUAGUGUAUGUUGCUCAGGGUUCGUCUCCACGAUCACAGGACUCAUCGAAUUGGAGUGCAUUGACAGUGACGCCUCGGACAAAAUGGCAAAUUAUUUUGUAAAAAUACUUUUGCUAUUCUUCAAAAUUAUAAAUGAAGAAGAGGAUGAGCACCUAAGGCAAUCAUUAUUCGAUCUGCACUUUGCUGGGAUGUUUCGAAAAUUUAACAAUUUCCUCGUUCUGCACAAGCGUCUUUGUGGUGGAAAGACACCCUUAGGUGGGGUUGGAUUGGAAACGGUGGCCCCCCCUGUGUGGGUAUCCUCCACUGAUCCAGAGAAGUUGGCGGAGCUAUUCCAUUUGAAGGAAAUUGCAAAUUUGUCCGAUUCUUCCAAGUCGGGAAGUGUCCGAAGUGGCGAUAGUGGCCACAGCGGGCGAAGCAACAGAAGUAAUCGCAGUAGCCGCAGUAAUCGAAGUAGCUGCAGUAAUCGAAGUAGGCGUAGUAACCGAAGUAGGCGCAGUAACCGAAGCGAUGGAAGCGAUGGAAGCACCCCAAAAGACAAAGAUCGCAGUGAGUGCACGAGCGAAAGCGGAAGGAACAUCCUCUCCAUCAUAAGGGAAAAAAACCACAUCGAAAAAUUGAAAGAGAAGAAAGAGAGGAAAAAUAAGAAGAACAAAAUAAAGCUGAACAAAUUCCCGGUGAUUGAGAAAAUCCUUGUGUGCAUAUCAGAAAUGAGCACCUACGUUUUCCUGUAUGUCCUGGAGACGACCCUUAAGCCGAUGCUCCACGAGUGCUACUAUUUGGUGCACGCGUUGACGAGGGAAGGGGCAUCUCCUAGCAAGGGAAACGCACAAGAUACACAUGCAGAGGAGGACUCACACCCUGAGGAAUGUUCACUUACUGCGCGCAACGUAAAGGUAAAAGCGAAGUGGAAGCUCGUCGCGGCGUACCUGAGUUUUAUAAACAAUGUGAUGAGCAGAAGCGCCAAAGUAGAGGAGGUAGUGACAAGGGGGAUCAGCUUUGUGAAAGAAAUAUGCAUAAUCGGGGAAAUGCUGAGGAUGGGGAAGAACGAGUUUUUCCACGAGUACCACGAUUCGGGUCUGCAUCUCUUUGGCAUCCUGGCGAGCUUUGUGUGCAUGCAUGGGGGGGUCGCCGUGCGGGGGAGUGGCACGGAGCACGACUCGACGAGCAACGCAACGAACAACGCAACGAACAACGCAACGAACAACGCAACGAACAACGCAACGAAGAACCCGACGAACAACCCGACGAACAACCCGACGAACAACCCGACGAACAACCCGACGAACAACCCGACGAACAACCCGACGAACAACGCAACGAACAACGCAACGAACAACGGGACGAACAACCCGACGAACAACGCAACGAACGAUGACGUGUUGUUCCACCAAGCUAUCAUCCUCUUCUUCUACCUGAUCGGAAUGCACCCAGGGGGAAAUGUAAAGCUCGGUGUGUUGGGCGACAGCGGACGGGACCUCCUGAACCAACAGGGGGACCACAUCCUUAAGACCGCAGAAGAAUGGAGAAGGAGCAUCGUCGAGAACCACCAUGAAUUCAUCGCAGACAUCAAACUGAACAACGAAAAUAUUCUUCGGGAAUGUAAAGAAUAUAAAAAAAACGACCUGCUCUUGUUUCUCAUGUUAGUAAGUAAAAUAAUAAAGCACAAGUAUGAACAAAUUAGCAGUUACCUAAACACGCUUCUGAUGAAUUUGUGCUUCUUACUUCUAAAGUUCCACUUCGGGAAGAAUGAAGAUUUUAAUUUAUAUAUAUCUCUUUUGAGGGACACUUACCAGGUGGACCUUCCUUACCUCCUUUUCAUUUCCACCAAUAUGGCUUCAUUCGUGAUAAGGAAUUUUUAUCACCACGUUGAGGAGAUGAAGGAAAAGUUUCUCCUCUUGAAGGGGGAAGAAGACAUUACCACAGGGAGUGAAUCUAUUCAGUUAGACAAUCAGACAGAUCUCCAACUUGAUCUGGAGUUAUCUCCACAGUUGGAUGAGUUUGACUCCCAUUCAGGAAUGAACCCCGGUGGAAUCAUUGCCGAACUUCUUCGCUUCGGCCAAGAGCCCAUUGGAGACACACUAAAGUGGAAACGCGUCCAGGUGAAAUGCCUCCUUGUGUCUCCCCAACACGGGGAGACACUAAAUAUGUCAUAUGAAAUGGAAGGGGAAAAAAAAAAAAAAAAAAAAAUUUUUUGGGGUAAAACAAAACAGGAAGAGAGACAUACAACAUGGGAAGGCCAAUCGUUUAAGGUUCGCAUGUGUGAAACAACAAAUAGAGAAGAUAUCACAUCGUUUUAUCUUGCCUACAUAGUUAGUUUAGCGUAUUGGCAGAUUUACAAUACAUGUGAAAGGGUCAUAAAGGGAAGUAGAGUGUUUUCACUUUCAGAUGAGUCACCACAUAAUCAGAAUGAUCAAGAUAAAAUAAAGGAUGAGCUCUGCAAACCCCAUCUCCUUGUGAACAAUAUAGAAGUGAUGGAACUUUGUGUAAAUUAUAUCUACCAGGAGGCAGUGGUGAGGAGCAUCCUAUCCAAGGGUACGUCAGCUAAGGGGAAAAAACAGAAGGGGCACAAAAAAGCAGAUAAUCUAAAAUGUAUUUUAAUAAUGAAUAGCAAUGAAGAGCUAAGUUACUAUGGAACAUACGUGAAUCAUCUGAUCAAUCUGAACAACCUGAACAACGUGAAGAACCUGAACAACCUGAAGAACGUGAAGAACAUGGAAAAUAUGGAAAAUAUGAACCACGUAAACAGUUUCAUUCGAAUAAAUGAAGUGUCAAAUUUACAGCUGAGGGGUCAAAUCGGCAAAAGGGGCGGAGAAGCUGAGAUGGUUCCACAUUCCAAAAUCAGUCUCAUCACCCAUCUGUUAAAUAGCAACCCGUUCCGUAAUGUUGAUGUGUUUGAAACAGACACCUUGAUAUAUAUCUUAAAACUGACCUUAACGAGUCAUUUAAUUUGUGAAGAUUGGAAAGGAAUAGCGGAGCAUCAAGGGGAAGUAGAAAUGCCAACCCUGGCUAGUUACCUAUAUGAGAAAAUGAAAAAAAAUUUAAAUCAUAUAUUUAUUACCAUGGGUGAGGAGAAGAAGAAAAAAUUUAUCGAAAGACUCAUUGAUUGCUGUGUAGAUGGGGAUGUAAUCCCAUGCAUAUCCGAUAAGGAUGGUAUGUUCGGAGGAAACACUAAAGAGAAUUAUCUAUUAGACAAUUUACGUGGGGUGAAGUUCUCACCACGUUUAAUGAAUCUGCUUCUGUUGCUUUUCCUACCUGCCCUCCUCUCCAUCCAUACACAAAUAGGACUAGACCACAUGCAAAAGUUAUUAAAAUUCUGCAUUUACAUCUUUUUAUUUAAUCUCCCCCUGGAGAGUUGUUCCUCCAAUGGCGUUGGUACCUGUUGGAAGGAUCUCACGAGCGGCGCUAAGAAUGGAAGUGCACUCCCCCCAUGGAAAUCCUUUUCGGAAUUUUUAGAUGAAAGGAGCAAGGAACACCUUAACCAAGGGGAAGUCCCUUUUUCGCAUGGCGACGAUGUAGGAGAUUGUCUUCUCCUUCUGGAUCGGACCAAUUUAGAAAAUGUGCAUAAAUGUGCCCGACAGAUUGUAGGAAUUCUAGUUCAUAACUGGGAUGGCAUUCACAAAGUGGUAGAUUUUAUUUUAUGCCCAUUCGAUUUGGUGGACGAGGUUAGCAUAAGCUUAAGUGGUGCACUAUCUUUUAAGCGCUUCAUCGACCUGUUUGCAGCAACAUAUGAGGCGUUUAUACGCAGGUGGGAAAAGGGGGCUAAGGGGGCUAAGGGGGAAGGAACAAUUUCCAAGGGGAAAGAACCACUCGGGGUAGGGGAAUCUCCAUUGGCCCCCAUUUUUAGCACACUUUUCGAACACCCCAAGUGGGACUCAUCAAUGUGUCUGUUCUGUCUACUAGAUUGCGCUUACUUUGGAAAAGAGGAUGGGGUGUUUUCUCAGAUAUUUUACAGUAGAGCCGAAAAUGAACAUCACUUGGGAGGAGGAGGUACUGCAAGGGGGACUCUAAACGGGACUGUAAACGGGAUGAAAAUUCGCUUGUUGGAUAGAGGGUACUUGGAGGGUGACAAAAGUGCAGGCGAGUUGAAGUUUAUGACCUUUUCCCUACAUGAAGACGGAGAAAUCAGGGUAGCCAAUUUGAAUGGUGUCAUGCGUCUAGGGGGGGGUAAGUCCAAUGGGUAUAGUGAAGAGAUUGGGGAAAGUAGCAGUGGUAGGGACACAGACGAAGGCACCUUCUUCCUUCGACGACACUUCCUCCAUUUCUUCGUACAGCAUUUAUCACUGAACUACGAUUUGAUCAUCCACCUGUGGAAACAUAGCGCAGAAGAAGUGAGAGAGGAAAAUCUGCACCUCCUAUGCGACAGCGUGGGAUGUGUUUCGCUACACCAGGACAAAUUUAAGCAUGUAUUGAUCUGGUAUUUUUAUUUAUACCCUUCCCAUGUCUACAGUCAUAUCUACUCAGUCAUUCAUAACAUAAAUACAAAACUCCUGUUAAGCGAAGAGAAUUACAACCGUAUUGUCUUUAAACCUAGUGAUGCUUUCCUCACCUUAUGUAGAGAACAUUUGUUGCAUUUCAUCUGUACCAUGUAUAAUUAUGUGUACUUGGUUGAUGUGGGUGAGAUAUUCUUUUCCGUAUCGGAAUUUAUUUGGUUCAUGCAGAGGGAGAAGUUCUCCUUUGAUUACUCAUUACCCUUUGAUGUCAUCAGGAGGAAUGAGAAAACGUUAAAUUUUCUGGAAAAACUGAGGAACUAUUUAUGUUCCCGGGGUGAGAGCAGUGGCACGGGCAUUUCAGAAUCAGCAGAGCUAGCAACGGAGAAAUUGAACCAAGUGAAAAGGGAGAGCAGUUCAUAUGAACAUCUAUCCGAUUCCCUCGCGCAAGGAAUGAUUAGAAGGGUGGAUACAUCUCCUCAACAGGUGGAAGAACACAUUGGUAGUUAUCCGCCCGUUGAAAACGAAGCAGAUGGGCAUCCCCCCAAGGGUGGCAACUUUUUGUCACUUUUACAAAAACGGAAAGAGAGUAGGGUACUAAAGUAUAACUGCAAGUACCUCUGCCUAAUCCACUUGGCCUCCAUUGUACUCCUGCACACACCCAUGGAGAAGGCACUACAUGAUCAUUACAAUGUGAUGGAGAUAUGCAUUCUGAAAGGAAUAAAUAAAAUUUCAAACUUUUUUAUAAGCAAAGAAGAGUACAAGCGUAACAACAAGAGGUAUAUUAAUGGGGUGUUGCGGAUGAACGCUGAGCUCGUUCGUGUUCUGUUUGCCGAGGAGGAGGGCCCAGGUCCCAAAGGGCAAAACCAUGGGGGUACGCAUAAGCAGCCAAUCGGAGGGAAACAACAUGAGCAUACGGAUGAACAGUUAAUCGGGAGGGAAGUGGUGUCAUUACUCCUCAUGAUGGCCCUGCGUCUCCUCUAUCUGAUAAUGAACCUUUUAAAUUUCGUGUUAGCGCACGAGGGGCAAAUUUGGGGAUCCAAGGAUGGAGGAUCCCCCGUAGGAGUGUCUUCCCCGACAUUUCCGAAAAGUGCUUUUCAGAAGAAUGUUCAAUUUUUAUUGUCAUACAAAUGUCGUCUGGUGAAGAGCCUGCUCAAGCUAAUCGUGUCUAUUCCUCUACCUUUGGCUAGGUAUCAGUGCGCUUGCAUUUUUUAUAUCAUUUCCUUUUUGAACUACAAGUCUUUUAUACCCUAUGAUGUCAUCCAGGACAUUAAGUGGUACUUGUCCAUUGCGUCUGUGGAUCCGCACAAGAAGAUCAGGAAAAUGGUGGUGCUUUGCAGAGCCAGGUGGAUGUAA
Molecule: messenger RNA, 7305 nt
Organism: Plasmodium knowlesi strain H
Lineage: Eukaryota; Apicomplexa; Aconoidasida; Haemosporida; Plasmodiidae
Product: MMS19-like protein, putative
Exons: 2
Coding region: 1-7305 (2434 amino acids)
Biological process (GO): iron-sulfur cluster assembly
Cellular component (GO): cytosolic [4Fe-4S] assembly targeting complex
Source: RefSeq, a predicted model, not a curated record